Theobroma cacao (cacao) is the source of this 1080-nucleotide messenger RNA. The record is from RefSeq and is a predicted model, not a curated record. NCBI's taxonomy places the organism in Eukaryota, Viridiplantae, Streptophyta, Magnoliopsida, Malvales, Malvaceae.
GCUUUGCAGAAAUAAAUGGCAUAUGAUCUGGGCAUAGCAUUUUACAUCACCAUAUGCUGCAUUGCCUUUAUUAUAUCGAAGAUCAUUCUUUGGAUUCUCCUUUAUAAGCGAUGGAAAAGAAAGACGAUGAUUUAUGAGGAAGGUUUCUCAGGAGGGAAGAUGGUGAUGUUUAGGUCUCCAGUGUUGCAGUCUGUCUCAUCUGAUGUGUUGUUAAAGAAGACAUUGAAGUUAAGCAACAAAGACAUCAUUGGUGCUGGAGGGUAUGGUACAGUUUACAAAUUAAUUAUAAGUGAUACCAUGGCCUUUUCCGUGAAAAGGCUAAAUAGAGGAACUGAAGAUAGAGAUAAAGGAUUUGAGAGAGAAUUGGAAGCAAUGGGGGAUAUCAAGCACCGCAACAUUGUAACUCUGUACGGAUACUACAGCGCCCCUCACUACAAUCUUCUGAUAUAUGAGCUAAUGCCUAAUGGAAGUUUGGAUGCUUUUCUGCGUGGGAAAUCAAUGGACAGUAAGGUUUUGGAUUGGCCAACAAGAUAUAAAAUAGCAUUAGGUGCUGCAAGAGGAAUAGCAUACCUUCACCAUGAUUGUAUCCCCCAUAUAAUCCACAGAGAUAUCAAGUCAAGCAAUAUAUUACUGGAUCAGAACAUGGACGCUCGAGUCUCAGAUUUCGGACUUGCCACAUUGAUGGAGCCAGACAAGACUCAUGUUUCAACAUUUGUGGCUGGAACCUUUGGAUAUUUAGCCCCAGAAUAUUUUGAUACAGGAAGAGCAACAGCAAAGGGCGAUGUUUACAGCUUUGGAGUUGUUUUACUAGAGCUUUUAACAGGAAAAAAGCCAACAGAUGAAGCGUUUCUGGAGGAGGGAACAAAACUUGUUACAUGGGUAAAGGGAGUUGUUGAAGAAAGGAGGGAAGAAUAUGUGCUUGACAGUAGCUUAGGUUCUUGUCCCGUGGAUGAGAUUAACAAUGCUUUCAAUGUAGCAUUAAUGUGCCUUGAAACAGAACAAACUGUCUUACAUACCUCUCCUGAUUUCCUCAACUUUGUCACUGAAAAGCAAGAGUGCUUUUUAAAUAAUAUCAUGUAG